UGGGAGGGACUGGUUUAUACUGGGAGGGAACUGGGAGGAGAUGGGAGGGGCUGGUUUAUACUGGGAGGCACUGGGAGGGAACUGGGAGGCGCUGGUUUAUACUGGGAGGCACUGGGAGGGAACUGGGAGGGACUGGGUUGUGCAGGGCUAUACUGGGAGGGGAUUGGGUUCUACUGGUCUUUGCUGGUCUGUACUGGUCUAUACUGGUCUGUACUGGUUUAUACUGGUUUGUACUGGUCUAUACUGGGCAGGAGACAGUGGUGAACGCGCUGGGGUUGCUGCUGGCGCUGGUGCUGCUGCCGGUGCUGGAGGGGCGACCAUGCGAGGCCGAGUUCAGGAAGGCGCAGGAGUGCGGCACCCGCGACUACGUCGUCGUCCUGCGGCCCGCACAAGGUUGGGUCGGGGUGGGGUUGCGGGACGGGGCCCCCCCCGAUGCCCCACUGCGAGGCUGCGCCCAGGCCCUGCUCCUGGAGGAGCUCCUGGGUCCCGACCUCCCCCCGGGGGCACCCAUGGGUGCCGCCCUGCGCCCGCUGCAGCAGCGCCUGCGCCGAUGCC
Molecule: messenger RNA, 555 nt
Organism: Numida meleagris (helmeted guineafowl)
Lineage: Eukaryota; Metazoa; Chordata; Aves; Galliformes; Numididae
Gene: RUSF1
Product: chromosome unknown C16orf58 homolog
Source: RefSeq, a predicted model, not a curated record